Molecule: messenger RNA, 3029 nt
Organism: Corythoichthys intestinalis (scribbled pipefish)
Lineage: Eukaryota; Metazoa; Chordata; Actinopteri; Syngnathiformes; Syngnathidae
Exons: 3
Coding region: 93-995 (300 amino acids)
Molecular function (GO): DNA binding
Source: RefSeq, a predicted model, not a curated record
UAUUGGAUGCUCACGAGCAAAUAAACGCGGAGAGAGAGUGUUGGGUUCAGUUUUUUUGUUUCUGUAGUCGUUGAACUGACAACACCAUCAAUAUGUUGAAAGAUCUGAUAAAGGAGCGGCUCGACGCGGCCGCAGAAGAAAUAUUCGGCCUGUUUGAGAGAACCAUAAAGUCGUACGAGGAGCAACUUUAUCGUGUGAGGGAGGAGAGCGAGCGACACCGACAACAACUCGAAGCUAUCUGCAAGGCCCAGAUCGUCAUACGUGUCGGAGAUGUCCAGCAGUCGAUUGGUCAUCAGGAAAAUCUUCCCACUCAGCUGCUGUGGGGGAACUCGAGUUUAGAGCAGGAGAAUCCACAACCCCUGACUGUUAAAGAGGAAAAGGAUGGUCAACAGCUCCCCCACGUAAAAGAGGAAGAGGAGAAGGCAGACGUCAGCGAGCUCUCACUGCCGGGUGUCUCUAAGGAUAGUGAGAAUAAUGAGGAUAAAUUAACUAAUUUGCUACAGCUUCAUCAUCAUCAUCAUGAUAGUUCAAGAGGAGACCUCCAUGGAGGACUACCACCAGAUAACCUUCAAGCUCCGCUGACAGACAGUGACUGCAUGGAAGAACCUUUGGGGAAGGACGCAGACUGUGAAGGGUUGGGCAUCAAGCAUCGAGCAUCAAUGGGAUCCGGGACUAACACUGCGAUGCUCCCGGAACCGUUCCAAUUUUUAAAUUUCGAUUCCAAGUUUCGAUGCCCUGACCGCCGAUCGGAAAAAAAUAGUUGCCAAACACAGCGAAGAAGCCACAUGAAGCGUGUGUCGGUGCAUUGCAACUUAAAUUCAACCAUGGACACGGUGCGGCGGCGCUCAAAAGUUUGGCUCAACUUCACAAAGAAAAAUGACCAGUCAGCUCAGUGCAACAUUUGCAACACAGCUAUAUCAUGCAAAGGUGGCUGCACGACCAAUAUGAUUAAACACCUCCGGCUUCAUGGAAUAAAAGUGCCGAGUAGUGGAUAGCUGAGUGCCGUGUAUUUGAAUUGCAGUACCGGUGUUCUGUCAAAUUUCGCACCCCAUCAGAAAUUACAACUUUGCGGUUCUGCGCAUGCAUAUAACGUGAAAAAUGUUUGCAAACGCAGCGGUUCCAAAGUAAACACUACACACUUUCUUCAAAGAAAGGAAUAUUUACUUACGUUUGAUCAUGGACAGGCAUGUAGAAAAGUUCUCAGACACAUCCUGCCAUGUUAGCUGCACACAACAACUGCACGCCGCUCUCUCACUUUUAAUGUCUUCGCCGUGUUGUUAAGCAUUAAUUCACGCCAUAUUAAUGUUGCACAAUUAUGUUUGUGAUGUAACUUGUUUAUUUAGCACCUUUGGAUAACAUUGAGAGUCCAACUGAAUGUAAAAGAGUGCUUAUUCACCGCUACAACAGCUUUGGGAGCAAAAUAUUAUAAGGGUGAAAAAUUUGACAGAACACCGGUCCUCUAACCAGUCAGAACCAAGUAAGUAAAACAAUAAAUUACGUCUGUGUUCUGCUGCCCCCGCGACCCGACCCUGGAUUAAGCGGUAGAUGAUGGAUGGAUGAUAUAGUACGAGAAUAAGUUGUAUUGUUGCAUCGGGCUGAUGUAGCUAUUUAAGCAGCUAUGUACUUUACGUAGCGCGUUGACACCCCCGGUAAAAUCAACAGUAUUAAAAGCAUCUUUUUUUUUUUUUUUUAAGAAUCGGAUUUACAGAUAAGGAAAUCCUUAUGAUUUUGCCUCAUCUACAUCAAAUUAUAAUCAAUAGAAGAAUUCAUACUAAUGCUUCAUCGUAGCUCCCAGCUAAGGUACAUGUAUGUAAAGUGCAUAGCGGCUCACAGCCUACUUCCCUUAUGUAAUAUUUGCGACUUUUUCUUGCUUUCUCAUAUUUAUGCGUUCAAGCUUCAACUACACCCAGUGAACGUGUGUUUUCCACUGCAGGAGACACUAUCUGUCCAGAACGCUCACGCUUAGUGCCUGAGAGGGCAGAUAUGAUCAUUUUCCUUAACAAAACUGUUUCUCGUUUUAUACUGUACCCGCUGCUACUGUGGACUGGGUUUUACAAGUUGUUUGUUUGUUUGUUUGAUAUUCUGUACCAGUUUAGCCUGUCAGUCAGAGCUCAAUAACAUGUAAAAUGCCUGCAGCAUAAGAGACCCUAAAACAUAGGCAAAAGUAUAUGUGUAAAUGUUUUCUCAGUGAGCUUUUGAAAAAUAAACAUAUUUGUGAAAGUGCAAUCCUGUGGAAAGAAACUUUAUCAUAUUCAAGUUCAAAGAUAUAUUUCUAUACAGGUUAAAAAUAGCCCUGUGAGAAAGUUCAUAUAAUAAAAAAUAAAAAAAAUCGAAGUUGACCCUGUCUAUUUAAAGAAUCGGAAUCGAGAAUAGUUUUGCACGGAAUCGAAACGUGGAAUCGGAAUUGGAACCGUUCAAAUUCAAACGAUGCCCAAUCUUACGAGUCAUUUUCUUUGGACAAAUAAUGCUUCAUUUCUGUCAUUUUUUUUUCUCUAGCCAGAAUUCACCCCCCCCCCCCUUGUCUUAAUGUGGUUGUGUAAUGGGUUAUUGUAUAUGGAGGUAGAUUUGUGUCAUUAUUCAAUUUAUCAAAUCAUUAUCAAUAAAAUUUGCCUCAAUCAAUAUGUACAUUUUCAAUCCCAAAAAAGUCACUUCAAUCUAAAAAAAAAAAUAAAAAUUGGAAAAAAUACAUUUGAGACUAAAAAAAAAAAAAAGCAUUAGAAAACUAUUACUCUCUCACAAUAUUACUCAUUACUUGGGUAUUCUUUUCACUAAAUACUUUUUUACUUGUACCUAAGUACAUUUUUGGGAUGACUACUUUUACUUAAGUAAUAUUAUUUUGAAUUAACGCUACUCUUACUUGAGUACAAUUUUUGGUGACUCUACCCACCUCUGGCCCUGGGACAAUUUUCUUGAACUCCUAGGAUCAAUGCGUGUUCAUAUCAGGUACAGUGCCCUCCAUAAUUAUUGGCACCCCUGAAAAAGAUGUGUUUUUUUAGCUUCUAAUUUUUAUUCAUUUAUUUUUUUCAAAU